This is a messenger RNA of Ciona intestinalis (vase tunicate), 2731 nucleotides long. The record is from RefSeq and is a predicted model, not a curated record. NCBI's taxonomy places the organism in Eukaryota, Metazoa, Chordata, Ascidiacea, Phlebobranchia, Cionidae.
AAUAUAUUCUAAAAAUUGUUAAUUUGCAACUUCAGUGAAAAAUUGCCCGUGGUUAAAUUGUGAAGUGUUUUUAGUGGCGACCAUCAAGAGGGAUGUGUUAACUAGUUUAAGGGUAUUCCAUUAUCGUUCUAGAAACAGUAUUAUAACCAAUUUUGACGCCAUGAGACGCUGGAGAAAACCGUUGAUUUUAUUUCUCAUUCUUUUAAAUUUCUUCUUUUGUUUUGGGUCAAAUUCAAAAAAUCCAAAGAUUCUUGACACGGAAGUGCAAUCAGUUAUAAGAAGAGCUGCUUAUGAUCAACCUGAAAAACUAAGUCAUGAACAAAAGAAAGCUCGUUACAUAUCAAAUAUUAACGGAAUGCAAUCAAAGGGUUUGUCGAGAAUUAAACUUCAGUUGGAACAUCGGGUCAACCAAGCCCAGUUAAAGGUUAACAACACAAAGGGAUUGUCUGAUAAAGAGAAGGAUUUUAAACUUCAUGUUUUGGAAAUGUUUCUCGAGGAGUUAAGAGAAAGUGAGAGAGAUAUGAUUGACUCUGAACAAGCUUUAAAGAAAUCUUUGGCCAUGGAUUUUUGGAAUUCGAGUACUCUAAUGGUCAACAGCAAGCGUAGGCUCGAUGCAUUGAGGAUCGCUACUUUGAAGGAAGAAAAAAGUUAUAACAGGAUGGUUCAGUUUGAAAAGAUGAUGGAAAAUUAUCUUCUUUCUUCGAACUCCACAUCCUGGGUGGAUGAGAUCUUAAAGGAUGUUGCGCACGCUGCGGAUCAACUUCAGGAUCAAGUUGGCGAUCACGUUGUUCCUGAACACCCAAUGAACGUAAGAGGAGCUGACAUAGAAGCAGUGAUGCAUAUGAAGAGUCAUCUUCAAUAUGAUGAUGAACAAAAACCUCCUGAUGAAGAUGUUGAUAUCUUGAUUGAUUCAAAAAAUAAUAAAUAUAUCCUUACAAGACAAGAAGACGCGAUGUCACCUUACAUUGAUCAUCUGUUGGUUAUGAACAUUAUAUGGAUUGUAAUGACUUGUUUACCACUUGGCUCUCUAUGUCAAAUACUUGGGGUGCCAUCAUUGUUUGGAUACAUACUGGCUGGCUUAGCACUUGGUCCAUCAGGCCUUAAUGUUAUACAAGAAAUGGUGCAAAUGGAAACUAUAGGAGAGUUAGGUGUCUUCAUGAUCAUGUUUUGUGCUGGGUUAGAAUUUUCAUUCGUUCAUAUACAGAAGGUUUGGAAAGUCGCAGUGCAAACACCCCUGUUCACCACUGUUAUAAUGCUAGUAGCUGGGAUCAUUAUUAGCUCAGUAUUUAUGAAGGGGAUUCCCCUGGGUGAAAGUGCUUUUGUCUCGUCAUGCUUUUCAUUCUCAAGCACACCAUUAGUCAGCAGGUUUUUGCAAGGUGCCGGCAAGGAAUCCAUUACAAGUGAUUAUUCCACCAUCUUACUUGGCGUGCUGGUAAUGCAGGACGUACAACUCAGUGUAUUAGUGGCUGCUAUACCCAACCUUGCCCUGCAUAAGACUGGUGACAGCCCGGCAUUCCUCACAACCUUGCAUGUCUUUCUAUGGACUCUGCUCUCAUUAAGCUUAGUAGUUGCUGUGUGUGGUCUCGUAUAUAAGUUCAUUAUGCCUUACUACACAAUGUGGGUGAUGAAACAGAGAAGGGAACUGCAACUGCUAGGAGUGCUGUGCGUGAUGUUUGUAUGCCAACUAUUGACCCGAUCACUUGGAACAUCGAUGGAACUCGGUUGUUUCAUCGCUGGUGUUGUUGUCGCACAUGCAUUCCAUGAACCUGCAAUUAAGCAGAAGGUUCAAGUCAUCCAUGAUUUCUUUAGCAUCAUUUUCUUUGCCACGAUGGGUUUUCAUGUUUUCCCAUCGUUUGUGUUGGUGGAAUUUACUUUGCUUAUAUCCUUGACUGUAAUUGUAGUAGCAGGCAAAUUCUUGAUAUCAUUGUUGGUACUACGUUUCGUCCUACCCCCUCAGUCACAAAACUUGAAGUGGUUGAUCUCCUCGGGUCUCGCUCAAGUUUCCGAGUUUUCGUUCGUUAUUGGAAGCAGGGCUUGUCACCUUAAGAUUAUUUCUCGCGAGGUGUUUCUUUUGAUCCUAAGCAUUACAACUCUAAGUCUUGUAUUUGCUCCUGUGUUGUGGAAGUUAUCAUUGUGGAGAUACAGACUUAGCCAAUCACUUGGACAUUUAAGUUGAAGCUUGAUAUCUAAGGGUUUGCGGCAAUACUUUAUUUUGUGGUUGAUGUAAAAAUUAGAAGGAUUUCCGCAAUGCAGUAUUUUUAACUUGUGUCAACAAAAUUGAAAUUAAAUGUUUCUUUUAAAGUGUAUUUAUGCACUGUUGGAUGUUCAAUUUUUUGAAGUUAUUCUCUUUUUAAAAACAUUUGUACUUUCUAAAACACAAAGCACUUUUUUAGUAUAGUAUUUUAUUAACCGGUGCACUGUUUGAUGCUUAUAACAAAAGUAACUUUAAACAAAUUCGUCUGCUGCUAAAAAAUUUACUUUUACCCACUAAGUCAACCAUUAUACUGUACUUUCUAAUAACCACGUACUAUAUACACCUUGUAUGAAACUAUUGCUUUGAAAUUAUUUUAAAACUUUUCCAAACUAUUCCUAUGGUAUUUUUCCUUUUUAAAAUAUGAAGCACUUUUUUGGUUUAGUAUUAAACCAUCACUGUUGUCUGGCAUGCAGUAUGUCAUAUACACAUUUUACUUAUUACCUAGCUUUAAUUUAUUCAUGUAACCAAAUUAUUUAU